Messenger RNA from Fusarium tjaetaba, 870 nucleotides. Its product is annotated as carboxypeptidase. Lineage: Eukaryota; Fungi; Ascomycota; Sordariomycetes; Hypocreales; Nectriaceae. The transcript has 2 exons. Bases 1 to 870 code for a protein of 289 amino acids. The record is from RefSeq and is a predicted model, not a curated record.
AUGAAAGUCAAGAUCCCUGUUACUUAUUUUCUAGAUCUCAAUGCUCACAGAGGCAUUGCGAUACAACAAGACUUCCGCCAUUCGACGGACAUAGCAUCUAUCAUACGUUCAACAGAGCUGAGUGACUUAUGGGCGCAAUCUCAGGCUUUGCGCACCAGUCAAGAAGUUGGAAAAUGGCUACGCCACUUCCAUGAAUGGGCCUCAGAACCUGAACAAGCAGACUUCCGAAGCAAGGUUGGCUGCAACGGACCUAUGCAAAGACUCAAGCACAAGGUCACCUACGGCGCAUUCAUCGACGUCUUGAAGAACUUUCCCAAUAUCCUUGGAAAGAACAUUAGGGUUUUGGAAGGGGUCAAAGAAAGAGCAGAACUCGAGCUUCAUGAUUUGAUCAGUGGCAAGGAUGGACCAGAUCGAGGCAUGAUCCAUGGAGAUUGCUGGAUGGGAAAUGUUCUACUAUCGAAUUCUUCCCUGGCCCAAAUUGGCUCCGAUGCAGCUACAGACAUCAUCUUCAUUGACUGGGAAAUGUGCCAAUUUAGCCAUCGUGCAUAUGACUUGGGGCAUAUGAUAGGUGAUCUAUAUGAGGCGUAUCAUUUUCACGACUCUGAUAUCGCUUUAACGAUGAUCACAGGGUUCAUUGACGGUUAUGGGGGGGUUAACAACGAAAUGGCUUUCCGAACGGCUAUUCACACUGGUGUACAGCUUCUGGGUUGGUACAAUCGUCGCGCCCCAUCGGAUGCCGUGAAAGGGACCGAAGAACAGAUUUUGAAUGCAGCAAACAUCUCAACGAACCUUAUUAUUAAAGGCUGGGAGCAGGAAAGGCAGUGGUUUCAAAGUACUCCAUUGGCGCUGUUGUUCCAUUCGGGCACAUAA